Physcomitrium patens is the source of this 940-nucleotide messenger RNA. Its product is annotated as acyl-CoA-binding domain-containing protein 1. Gene Ontology annotation, molecular function: fatty-acyl-CoA binding. Lineage: Eukaryota; Viridiplantae; Streptophyta; Bryopsida; Funariales; Funariaceae. Gene Ontology annotation, biological process: fatty acid metabolic process. The record is from RefSeq and is a predicted model, not a curated record.
CUCACAGUUAUCACAAGGCUUGGGGCAUGAAAUGUGACUUUCUCAAUCUUUACAUCAAAUUUCGAGGUUCAGAAGGUUUUAAUUGGUUUUCCUUUCUCAAGGACUUCAAGGAUCACUGAGAGCUAGCUCUGUUUUCACCAUCAUUUGUAGGGUCCUUUCACGUGAUUUUCAGAGAACUUUUGGGGUAGGCAGUGAAACUGGGAUAGAUAUAUCAUCAAACCCUGAGCGUUGUUGAUUUAUUUCGGAAAAUUAGAGGGCGAUAUGGGUAGCUUGUUACUUGAGUGAGGACAAUCGUUUGAAUUGGGAAUUUGGAGACCAUCUAAGAUGAGUACACGGGAUAUCGAGGGCGAGUGGCGAGCAGCCUCCUACUUCUUAGCGAAGGGUCCUUCAGCAACGUUGCAGUAUUUGCAAAAGGAUGUGCGGUCCAAUUUGUUCGCAUUGAAGGCCCAAGCCUUGGACGGGGAUUGUCCUCCUGGUCAAGACGGAUCGAUGGCUAUGGAUCCCUCGCUCAGAAUUAGACAGGAAGCGUGGAAUGCCCUGAAGGGGAUGUCGAGGGAGCAAGCCAAGCGGAAUUUCGUCGAUUUACUCACAGAGGUGCUCCCUGAGUGGAAGAAGUGGAGCGCAGAUUACGCAUCUAAGACAAACAGUGGAGAAGAACACGAGAGUGAGGCUGAUAAGCUCGUGAAAGCUUUCAAACUAAGGAUGGGCAUAUCCUCUAGUACCUCAAUCCAAUUGUCGAGGCUGUAGUUAGACAACUGUAAAUGUUGGGGUGGGUAGACAUCAUCAGUCUACCACAAUGGUAAGCUAGAUCGCGAACAUAUUACUCGAAUUCGCUGCGCAAAUUAUCCAAAGCUUCUUAGUAAUCUGAAGAGUUGCGUGGUCACACCAGUGAAUCAAAAGAACGUGUCUUUGCAUUCAUGAUAUGAGUUACUGUUCCUCA